Pyricularia oryzae 70-15 is the source of this 1155-nucleotide messenger RNA. RefSeq lists its product as uncharacterized. NCBI's taxonomy places the organism in Eukaryota, Fungi, Ascomycota, Sordariomycetes, Magnaporthales, Pyriculariaceae. Bases 81 to 926 code for a protein of 281 amino acids. The transcript has 2 exons. The record is from RefSeq and is a predicted model, not a curated record.
CUAAAUCUUCUCCAAACCAUCUUUCAGCCGCCUUUUUUGAGAACAUUAUGUCGACCUAACCUACUUGACCUGCACGAACAAUGGACUCAAAACGCUCCACAAAGACGAAACACCAUGAAGGGCACCCCUCUCCAUCCACUGGGGAUGCAGAUUGGACUAUUUCAGUUUUGAUCCACGCCGCUCUGGCCUUUGCCUAUGUGGGAACCGAUCAGGGCCCAUGGAGUUUCGCCUUUUACGCCCUACUGCUGGGUCUGAUGAGCCACAUCAAAAACGGGCUCUGGUGCGGAUUCUCGAUGGCAGCAUCAGUCUACAUGUUAUCUCAAUUGCGCCCCGUUGACGAUACCUACUACCACUACUACCUGCCGAUUCCUCUUUUCGCCUUGGGGACGUUUGGGUGGACGUGGGUCUCUUUGGUGGCUGUGGUGGUGGGUAUAGUGGUGUUCUACACUGCCAACGUCGCAGCCAUUUAUGCCCUCGUUUUCUUCGCCUACGGGUAUCUCCUGUCGGGAUACCGUCUAGCGUGUGCCUUCGCCGCAUUGUUCUGGACCUACUGGCUUGGUGGCUGGACGCCGACGACCCUCGUGGCCGUGGCCAUUCUCUACGCCUACCUGGCCGGUGAUUAUUUGUCGCGGGCCGAUAGCGUCGCGGCCCUUCGCCUCGAACGAAAAGAUGAGCAAGAUCAGGCACGAGCUGAACUGGAAGACUUGGACCCAGGCAAUCAGCUCACUCGGGAGUUUGCGGCUCGGAGAGAGGAUGGGGAAUGUAGCAUCCGCCAGGCGAGGAAGGACGCCGCCGAGGGAAACGUUCUUCUCGCGGGUUUCUACAACAAGCGCGUCUUUGACUGUGAAUACAGGGCGUUGAGCGACAGUGAUGAUGACUACUGGAAAAUGGUGAAGGAAGUCGUGUGUGUCAAGAACAAGCAAUAAGGCACGGGGGGUGGGGGAGUUGUAUUGUGUAAUAUCUUGUAGAGGCCAUAAGCCAUAAUAUGAGAGACUGGUCGCUGUUUUGGAGAUGUUGCUCAUUUCGGAGUCAUGAUAUGUUCAUUGGGCAUUAUAUAUCUACUGACUGGCUUCACCAACUCGACAUGUGCAAAAACACCACCCAACUCCUGAAACCCCAACCAAACUAAACGAUCAUAUAUCAUCCCAAUCCUCA